Messenger RNA from Cyprinus carpio (common carp), 4139 nucleotides. Its product is annotated as voltage-gated potassium channel KCNC1-like. Gene Ontology annotation, molecular function: protein binding; delayed rectifier potassium channel activity. The record is from RefSeq and is a predicted model, not a curated record. Gene Ontology annotation, biological process: protein homooligomerization; potassium ion transmembrane transport. NCBI's taxonomy places the organism in Eukaryota, Metazoa, Chordata, Actinopteri, Cypriniformes, Cyprinidae. Gene Ontology annotation, cellular component: axon; voltage-gated potassium channel complex; neuronal cell body membrane.
UAACAGAAAAAAAAAAAAAAAUGAUGAAAUAAUUAAAUAAAUGAGCAAGGUGCAGUUCCGCCAGGAGCCGUGAGAGUGUGUGCGCGCGCGAAUGUGUGUGUGGCGUCUGUCUGAAACAUGAACCGCUUGCGUUAGACAUCAGGAGGGCGAUUCAAAACGGGGGAAAUAUCAGCACCUGUCAUCAUCCGCAUCAUCUUCAGCAUCUUUCUGAAAACCUGUGCGCGCGCCAGCCAAAUUAAACCAGGGCGGUGAAAUUAUUUGUGCGAGCUGCCUAUGAAGGGGAGGAAGGUGUGACACACUACAGAGUGUGUGUUGUGGUUUGCAUUAGUGUUAAUGCUCUUACUUACUACUCUCUUAAUUAUCAGCCGUGGAAAACUGGAGCAUACAUGUCGUGAUCUGAGAAAAGCAUCGGGUUAUUCUUAUGGAUUAACAUAUGAUCUGAAUUCAACCCAGGUCAAACCGCUCCUCUCUCCUCCCCUCUCCGUUUUUUUCUCCUCCUCUCCCUCCCCUAUGCUCAAUUCGGUGUGUGUCUCCUCAUUCAAAGGGCGCAAGGGUGGGAACAAGUCGUCCAACAAAGCAUGUUACAGCGCCGACAUGACUUGCCCGUCGGAAAGCGAGAAAAUCGUUAUCAACUGCGGCGGCGUGAGGCACGAGACGUACCGGAGCACCCUGAAGACGCUGCCCGGGACGCGUCUGUCGUGGCUCACUGAGCCGGACGCCUUCAGCAACUUCGACUACGACCCGAAGUCCGACGAGUUCUUCUUCGACCGGCACCCGUCCGUCUUCUCGUUCAUCCUCAACUACUACCGGACGGGCAAGUUGCACUGCCCCAACGACGUGUGCGGCCCUCUGUUCGAGGAGGAGCUCGCCUUCUGGGGCAUCGACGAGACCGACGUGGAGGCGUGCUGCUGGAUGAACUACCGGCAGCACCGGGACGCGGAGGAGGCGCUGGACAGCUUCGAGACGCCCGAGCCGGAGGUGCCGGACGACGACCCGGCGCUCGCGGGGGACGGAGACCUGAAGCGGCUCUGUCUGCAGGAGGACGGCAGGAAAGUGGGCUGGUGGCGCGUGUGGCAACCCCGGAUCUGGGCGCUCUUAGAGGACCCCUAUUCGUCCAAAUACGCGCGGUAUGUGGCAUGCGGAUCCCUUCUGUUCAUCCUCAUCUCCAUUUCCACCUUCUGCAUGGAGACGCACGAAGCGUUUAAUACCAUCUACAACAAAACAGAGAACGUUACGGACGGGAACGUGACGAGAGAGGAGAUCGUGUACGAGGUGGUGACGGACAGAUGGCUGACGUACGUGGAGGGAAUGUGUGUGAUCUGGUUCACCAUCGAGGUGUUCACGCGCAUCGUCUUCUGUCCCGACAAGGCCGAGUUCUUCAAGAGCAUGCUGAACAUCAUCGACUUUGUGGCGAUCCUGCCUUUCUACUUAGAGGUCAGUCUGAGCGGACUCUCCUCCAAAGCGGCGAAAGACGUGUUGGGCUUCCUGCGAGUGGUGCGCUUCGUCCGAAUCCUGCGUAUCUUCAAGCUGACGCGCCACUUCGUGGGUCUCCGGGUUCUCGGACACACGCUUCGCGCAAGUACCAAUGAGUUCCUCCUGCUUAUCAUCUUCCUCGCUCUCGGCGUCCUCAUCUUCGCCACCAUGAUCUACUACGCCGAGAGGAUAGGAGCCAGUCCGGAUGACCCUACGGCGAGCAACCACACCAACUUCAAGAACAUCCCUAUUGGUUUCUGGUGGGCCGUGGUGACCAUGACCACCUUAGGCUAUGGAGAUAUGUAUCCGGAGACGUGGUCAGGGAUGCUUGUAGGGGCACUGUGUGCCCUCGCGGGGGUGCUGACUAUUGCCAUGCCCGUGCCCGUCAUUGUGAACAACUUCGGCAUGUAUUACUCUCUGGCCAUGGCCAAGCAGAAGCUGCCCAAAAAGAAGAACAAACACAUCCCGCGAGCCCCGCAACCCGGCUCACCCAAUUACUGCAAGCCGGAUGCCCUCGCCAUGGCGACGGCCUCGCCCCAGAGGAUCCUGGGUAACGUGUUGGGUGGCGUGCUGGGCUCGAGUGGGAUGACGGGGGACUGUCCUUUAGCUCAGGAGGAGAUCAUAGAGAUUAACAGAGACUCGAAGCAGAAUGGUGACGCAGCCAGCGCCGCUCUAGCAAACGAGGACUGUCCAACAAUUGAUCAGGUUCUUAGUCCGGACGAGCGCAGCCCCGUGGGCCAAACACAAGAACGCUACCAGCAGGACAGAGCCUGCUUCCUCCUCAACACACGGGAGUUUCGACCCACUGAUGGGAAUGUGCGGAAAGCCACGGGUUAUGAGAAAUCUCGCAGCCUGAACAACAUAUCAGGAAUGGCGGGGUCGUCCCUGCGUUUGACCCCCAUCACCAGCACGCCCUUUGACCCUUACGAGGCCCCGGGACCCCUCCGUCGCUGCCGCUCACCCAUUCCCUCCAUUUUGUAGCAGAAAAAGUGGAAAGAGUGACAGAAUGACUCAGGAAAGGAGGAGAGAAAGGCAGGACAGCCUCAUACUCACAUUCAUAGCAAUAACAAUGACUGACGGUGUCAGUAGAUACACUAAACGGAGCUGUUUGUGAGUGACCACAGGUCCAAACUGGACUUAGCAGGUUAACCGGGUCAACAACUGUACAUAUGCUUAUGAAUGGAAGGAAGUGCUUUGUUUUUUUCCCAAUGCUUUCUGGGUCAGACAACAUGUUAAAAAUGUGAUUUUGGUGCUCAAGUCAGACAGAUGAAUGCAUUUUCAUUUCAAAUACGCUCACUAUCCAUAUUUUACUAACCUUCCUUUCCCUUUAAACUCUGAAUUAUAAUACUUUGAAUAAAUGUAAUUCUAGACUUUAGAAAACUCCAGAAUUUGUAAUGCAAGAAUAAUGUACAUAUGCAAUCAUAACUCUGCAAAUAGGGGUUAAAAAAGGAAGUCUAUCACACAUACCUCUAUGCUUUGUAUUUAUCAUUGGACUGAAAUAAUUUAGUUUAAUUGCAAACCUAUUAAAUCAAAACUGGAUGGGUGUAACAUAAAUGGAUAAUUUGAGCUUUGAUAAUGCAUGAACAUUUAAUCAUUUUAUUUUAUUUUGCACAUUGUGUUUGUUUAAUCAUUGCAGAUUGUCUUUUGCUCAUUAUAAUAACAUGUUGCCAAAUUUCGCCCGACUCUAAGCAAAGUCUUCCAAUUUAAAAAAACAGUAUUAACUGAGGAGCAAAAAAAAAAAAAAGUACAUUUGAUGGAAUCAUUUUCUUUUGUUUGCCAUUGUACACUGUGUUUGUGAUGUGUAAGUGGUAGAUUUUAAGAUGCUUCAAAAAAAAAAAAACUCUAAAUAUAUAUAUGCAAAAUGUGCAAUAUUCCAUCCUAAUUCAUAGUGCUGCAAACAUACGCACAUGUGGUGUUAUAAAAGUAUGUGCAAGAGAAUUAAAUGUAAUGAAAAGGUUGAAAGAAUGGAAGAUGAUGAUUUUAAGAGCAUUUCCUGUUUGUCUUGUCAAUGUUAGUGUCCUGCUGUUGAUUUUUUAUAUUUUGAAUGUUUUUUCAAAGAUAAAUUGUUUUUGUUUUCAAAAACAUUACACAACAGUUUCAUUUGUAUAUGAUAUAUACAUAAGUGUGACUGUGUUUCUUUUUGGAUAAAUAGACAAAAAUAUAUAUGUAUUCAGGUUGAUGUGACCGAGUGCUUCCAGAAUCAUUAACAAAAAAGGUGAUACUAAGUAAAUAAGCCAUUUCUGAGAAAAUACUUCCCUGAAUUAGCCAAAAGAAAAUAGCAUGUUGCAAUAAUUGCAAAGUUGUAGUUUAUAGGGAACUGUAUGUUAUGUAGUUCUUAAUCAUUAAAUGUGAUUUAGUUUCCCAAUGGAGAACAACCCACUGCUAAGACAGUAAAUAUAUCAGUAAAGAGUCAUUUUGUUUUAAACAUGGCUCCUCUAUCAUGGAAACCUGGAUUCUACAAUGUUCCUGGCGUUGUGCAAGAUUCAAUCCUUCAAAGCGAUUCUAUUUUACAAUUCAGGAUUGGUACAGUUUCUAUGAUAAAGAAAGUUUGGCAAGUUGUAAUGACCCAGUUAAGAAAAAAGCAAUUAAAUUAGAUUUUAAAAAGUAUAUAAAGUUAAUAAAAUAUACACUGCCAUUAAAAAGUUAGUUUUUUUUUUUUUAAAGAA